Amphibalanus amphitrite is the source of this 6226-nucleotide messenger RNA. RefSeq names its product copper-transporting ATPase 1-like (gene ATP7). The coding region runs from base 324 to 4265 and encodes 1313 amino acids. Gene Ontology annotation, molecular function: ATP hydrolysis activity; copper ion binding; ATP binding. Gene Ontology annotation, biological process: copper ion homeostasis; monoatomic cation transport. Gene Ontology annotation, cellular component: perinuclear region of cytoplasm; membrane; trans-Golgi network. The record is from RefSeq and is a predicted model, not a curated record. The transcript is spliced from 25 exons. Lineage: Eukaryota; Metazoa; Arthropoda; Thecostraca; Balanomorpha; Balanidae.
UUUGGACGGGUGUUGAAGUAGGAUGUGAGGAUCGUGAAAUCGAAUAGCUUCAGGUGCGCUGGACCUCUACAGUCCCACAGCGUCGGACACGAACUGUUGAUACUCAGUAGCAUAAUACUCCCCGUGUGGUGUGAAGUGCGGAGAUUCCCGAACCAGUGCAUGACGUCACGGGUCGGUGCUCCGGACGGCGCGGCUGCCGGUGGUGCGGUGUGUGUGACGUCAGAGUGACGUGUAUAGCCGUGCGGUCGGUUCGGAGGCGCGGCGCGGCCGCUGUUGUUGGUGUGGUGUUGUGGCAGCGGCGGUGAGCAGAGAGCACCGCCGUCAUGAUGACCCAACUGGUGGACAUCGAGGGUGGAGAGCCCGCAGCCACCGUGGUCGUCUCAAUCAAAGGGAUGACAUGUCAGUCCUGCGUGAGGAAGAUCGAGGGCACGGUGGGCGACAACGCCGGCAUCCACUCGGUCAGCGUCUCACUGGCCGAGGAGAGCGCCACAGUGACCUUUGACCCCCAGCUGACCUCGCCGGCGGGUAUCUGUGAGAUGAUUGACGGCCUGGGUUUCGACGCCUCGCUGCCUGCCAGCGGUGCUGCCGGCACCUCUCCCGGCGGCGGAGGCGGCGGAGGGGACGUCCCCAGCAGCACGCGCACCGUCCACCUCUCCAUCAGCGGCAUGACGUGCCAGUCGUGUGUGCGGAAAAUCGAGCGGACGGUGGCCGAGCGGCCGGGCGUGCGGCGCGUCUCCGUGGAUUUGGCCGCCGCCGUCGGACAGUUUGAGGUGGUCGGUCCGAUCAGUGACCAGCAGCUGGUGGAUUGGGUGAAGGAGCUGGGCUUCGGCGCGCAGCUGGCCACCGAACUCGAGUGCAGGAUGACCAUUGAGAAUAUGAGCUGCCAGCGGUGCGUCAACAACAUCGAGGGAAAGGUGUCGGCAGAGUCGGGAGUCAUCCGAGUGAAGGUUUACCUGGAUGAGAAGGAGGGCGUAAUCGCCUACAACCCGCAACUGACCACGCCGGCCGCCCUGGAGAAGUUCGUCAACGCCAUCGGCAAGUUCAGGGCCACGCUGAAGACAUCCGGCGGAGACGCUACGGUUCUGUCGAACGGCUCUCCGGCCGACCAGCCGGCAGUCCUGCAUACAGACAGCUCGACCAACCCUCUGCUGAGUCCGGACCGGGCGGCCCGCUCUCCAGACCGACCCUCCCGCUCGCCAGACAGGCCGUCCCGCUCGCCGGAGAAGUCCGCCCGCUCGGCAGCGCCCUCUGAUGACGUGGAGACGUGCACUGUCUCCAUUCGCGGCAUGACGUGCGCCAGCUGUGUCAGCGCCAUCGAGAAACACAUGAACAAAAUUGAUGGCAUCCACUCGAUCCUGGUGGCGCUGCUGGCCGGUAAGGCGGAGGUGCAGUACGACCCGUCGGUGCUGCUCCCCUCUCAGGUCGCCGGCCACAUCUCGGACAUCGGCUUCCCAGCCGAGCUGCUGGAGAACCACAGUCCCGAGGGCACCGUCGAACUCGAGAUCCGCGGCAUGACGUGCGCCUCGUGCGUGCACUCGAUCGAGUCGAACCUGCUCCGUCAGCCGGGGGUGCUGUCGGCCACCGUGGCGCUGGCCACCGAGCGCGGUAAAAUCACAUUCGACCCCAGCAUCACCGGGCCGAGAGAUAUCAUCGGCACCAUCAAGAGUCUGGGUUUCUCGGCAGAGCUCCGUUCGGGCGACUCCCGUGGCUCCUCCUACCUGGAUCACCGCGCCGAGAUCGCCAAGUGGCGCAACUCGUUCCUGAUCUCGCUGUUUUUCGGCGUGCCCGCCAUGCUGAUCAUGGUGUUCUUCAUGCUGCGCAUGCGCCGUCUGGGCCACGAGAGCAUGUGCUGCGUGGUGCCCGGCCUGUCCAUGGAGAAUCUGCUCAUGUUCCUCCUCGCCACGCCCGUACAGUUUAUCGGCGGUCGUCAUUUUUACGUGGCGGCCAUCAAGUCGCUGCGCCACGGCGCCGCUUCCAUGGACGUCCUCAUCAUGUUGGCCACCACCGUCUCCUACCUGUACUCGGUGGCUGUCGUGGUCGCCGCCAUGGCCCUCCAGGAGUCGGCCAGUCCGAUGACGUUUUUCGACACGCCGCCCAUGCUGCUCGUGUUCGUAUCGCUCGGACGGUGGCUGGAGCAUAUCGCCAAGGGUAAGACGUCGGAGGCGCUGUCGAAGCUGAUCUCCCUCCAGCCGACCGAGGCGCUACUGGUCUCACUAGGCGACAACCGAGAGGUUCUGUCCGAGAAGAGCAUUGCCGUCGAGCUGGUCCACCGCGGAGACGUGCUCAAGGUGGUUCCUGGCGCCAAGGUGCCCGUGGACGGACGGGUGAUCGUGGGCAGCUCGCUCUGUGACGAGUCCCUCAUCACUGGAGAGUCCAUGCCAGUCGCCAAAAAGCCAGGCUCCCAGUUGAUCGGCGGCGCCAUCAACCAGAACGGCACGUUGCUGAUGGAGGUGACGCACGUGGGACAGGACACCACUCUGGCGCAGAUCGUCCAGCUGGUCGAGGAGGCGCAGACCAGCAAGGCGCCCAUCCAGCAGCUGGCGGAUAAGGUGGCAGGCUACUUCAUCCCUAUCGUGGUCUCUGUGUCUCUGACGACGCUGAUCGGCUGGACCAUCGCCGGAUACGUGGAUAUUCACUACAUCGAUCCGCAGUUCAAUGGCACCUCUGUUCACGGCGAGACUCGGGACGAGGUAAUAUUCCAGUUCUCGUUCCGUUUCGCUCUGACGGUGCUGGCGAUUGCCUGUCCGUGCGCCCUGGGUCUGGCCACCCCGACGGCUGUGAUGGUCGGCACGGGCGUGGGAGCGCUCAACGGAAUCCUGAUCAAAGGAGCCGAGGCACUGGAGAACGCCCACAAGGUGCGCUGUGUAGUGUUUGACAAGACUGGCACCAUCACCCGCGGUGUGCCGUCUCUCACCCACCUAGCCGUAUACACCGAGGAGGCCGUCUGCCCGCUGCCCAGAAUACUGGCACUGGUGGGGUCGGCAGAGGCAAGCAGCGAGCAUCCCAUAGCGCAUGCGGUGGUGCGUUACGUCAAGUCCACCCUGUCUGUGGACUCUGUCGGCUCGUGUGACGGCUUCCAGGCCGUCUCCGGGUUCGGCGUCAGCUGCGUCGUGUCCAGCGUUCAGGCCAUGGAGUCGGCGGGGUACAGGGCAGAGGCCAUCAGGAACCUGCUUAACCAGCGGCCGGCUGCAUCCACUGGUUACCAGUAUCCGCCGGCCAACAAGGCGCCUCUGACGCUGAACGAGGCUACGGUGGAGUUCCUACCGGAGGUGGGCGGCGGCCGGCCCCCUGCCGACGACCUAGUGGAUCUGGACGGGUCGCAGCAGCCGCAGAGACAGUACAAGGUUCUGAUCGGUAACCGCGAGUGGAUGAAGCAGAACGGCCUGGAUGUACCGAUGGCCGCCGACGCCGGGAUGCGCGCACAGGAGGAGCGCGGUCACACGGCCAUCCUGUGCGCCGUCGACGGCCGGCUGGUGGCCAUGCUUGCCGUGGCCGACACCGUCAAACCCGAGGCACACCUGGCCGUCUACACGCUGAAGAGGAUGGGUCUGGAGGUGAUCCUCCUGACGGGAGAUAACCAGAAGACGGCGGCGGCCAUCGCGCGCCAGGCCGGCAUCGCUCGCGUGUUCGCUGAGGUGCUGCCUUCGCACAAGGUGAAGAAGAUCCAGCAGCUGCAGUCGCUGGGUCAGCGGGUGGCCAUGGUCGGGGACGGUAUCAACGACUCACCGGCUCUGACCCAGGCCGAUGUCGGCAUCGCCAUCUCAUCGGGCACGGACGUGGCCGUCGAGGCGGCCAGCAUCGUGCUGAUGAGGAACGACCUUCUGGACGUGAUCGGAUGCCUGGACUUGUCGCGGAGAACCGUGAAGAGGAUACGAAUGAACUUUAUUUUCGCCAGCAUCUACAACCUCGUCGGCAUUCCGCUGGCGGCGGGCGUGUUCCGGCCCUGGGGCCUGGUGCUCCAGCCGUGGAUGGGGUCGGCUGCCAUGGCUCUCAGCUCCGUAUCUGUCGUCUGUUCGUCACUACUUCUCAAACUAUACCGUAAGCCGACCCGUGAGACGCUGGCGACGCUCGAAUACCUGAAGGCGAUGGAGGCUCGCUCAAUGGCGCACGACUCGUCGGACAGCGUGUCGGUCCACCGGGGUCUGGAGGAUAUCACCAUCAACAUGCCGAAACAGAACAGCAACAGCCUCAGCAGCAGGUCGGCCGGAGAGUCCGUGCUUACUGAGGACGAGGAGAGGCAGUUGCUGAGCAGCAGUGACGUUUAGCCGUCCCGCACUGACCUGACCUGACCAGAGCCGAUCGUGGAGCGGAGUCUGCUCAGUUUCCGGCGCAGCCACCAGCGGCUGGCCACGGAGGACUCGGAUGACGAGGCUACAGAGCUGCGGCCGUUCCAGUGACGGACACACAGCUGGAGUGAGUACCCUGUCCGGGCGGGACACGGCACUGCAGAGAAGUCACAAAUGCCUGAGAAUGGCCGGCUGAUGGGACUACACAGCUAUGCCAGGGCGAGACAGUGAAGUCACAAAGGCGCAAUACUGACCGCUGGAGUGAACUCGCGGCUCUGUCAGCCUGGACUAUAGGCGCUGUAUUACAAAGGAAGUCGCAAAGUUCAUAGACCUGGCACUGGAGUUAGUAUCCCACCCUGCUGGGGAGGACCCUGGACACUACAGAGGGAAGUCACAAAGGUCAGAGGACUUUGGCUGUCGCUGAGAGGAUGCAGUCUUUCCAGUGGAGAUGCUGUGUGGGCCCUAGAACUGCAGAGUAAGGCCCCGCACAGUGGAGACGUUGUUCAUCUCAGUGUGUCGCACUGGCAGGGUUUCGCCUGGUACUACACGAAACCCGGUCGUGAAAAUGAGCGGACGUUUGUGUGGGGAAGGACUUGGUUAAGUCGUAUGUUACGUGAAUUAUAUUGACGAGUCGGGACUCCAGUGACUGACUUGUGAUUGGUGUAUAUGUACAGUUUUGUGGCGUUUGGGACAGAGUUCAACAUAAAAAUAUCAAAGAGGGAUGCCCAGUUGCCAAAGUCUGUAACGCUCAGGGCAAUGCGUGUUAUGUUGUCUUGAUCAAAUUUAAGCUGGAAUGCAGAGGAAGAUAACGCUAUUGUGAACAUGAUUAUUUUGAGGGAUUUGAAGAGAUGCAUGAUAUUAUUUUAUAUGUGGCUCCGAGUUUAGUUUUGUCAGCGAAACAGUUGUGACGAGGCCAAGUAUGUGAAUCAGUACAUAUGCAGUAUGCUAGUUCUCUGCUGUGCGCGCGGUCUUAGGUGUCUGAUUGUCCGUAAGCGUCUGGUUUCUACAAACCUUCAGCUUUGAUUUAUUUUGUUAUGCAUCAACACAAACGCCACUGCCUGUCGUUAAUUUUCACUCAAACAUGAAGUCUUUUGUUGCGUUUGUUUUGUUCUCUCUUGUUAUACACUGUGGCUGUCUUUGCCUGCUGCCAGCAGUUUUACCUUAUGUCCUCAUAGUCAUGAGUACUUUGAAAACAUUUAUAACUACGUCACACCUUUUAACCCUGCGUGGUUCGGACUCUGCCGUUGCCAUUGCCAUUUUUGGUUUUACACACGGGUGUAUCAGCUCCUCUGGUGUAUGUAUGUGUUUGUGCUGUGACGUCCUGUGUCGGCGGACACAGCAGUUGUGUGUCUCGGGAGGGAGAUUUGUGUGCCACCGGGUGUGAUAGACGCUGCAAAAGCGUGUCGCCUUCGAAUCCGGGUUAUGAAAUACUGAAAUGAAAGAUGUAUAUGUCUGGUACGAAAGGGUAGUAAGAUGUUCUAAAUGUUGAUUAUAUGCUGUUGGCGAAUCUGUUUGUACUUGUUGGGUGGUUUGUGAUAGUUCAUGUCUUGUGAAAAGUGUUCGAUAUAUUUCGUGUCUGCGUUUUGCCGGACGCAAAGCGCCAGGUGUAUACAGGUAGGUAUGCCAUGUUAUAAUACCUACAUUUGUAACUUGAUAUCUGAUGGAAUCGUCAAGUUGUCUGGAUGAUUAAAAUACAUAACGUGAGCUACAUAUAGAGUUAUACAUAUUGUGAGUUACUGUACGAAGUACCGUUUCAAUAUCGCUAGUUUGAGUUUAGCUUGCCAUGCUACUUUUGGUUAACUUAUACCGUAGUGAGUGUAGGUGGCAUGGUUUUGUGUUGGUGAACGCAGCGGUCUUGUGUGCGCUGGGCGGACAGUGACUUGAUUAGUGCCUAAAUGUAUCUAACAUUACUUCAGUGUUCAAUAAAUGUGUUAAUUGCA